GUUUGGACAACGACAAAGAAGGAAUGUUGGUAGUCACAAAAAGGUGCUUGCCGGAGCCAACGCGCAGAAAGUGACUUGGCAUAUUAAAUAAUAAGAACAUCCUACGUGGGAACCUCGGCGGUUCUAUAUCCAAGUCUGCCUACACCGUCGACCGAUUUUACGAAUAGUUCAGAUACCCAGCAGAUUGACUCAAGAUGAGCCCGUCUGCGGUUGACGUCGACGUCAAAGGCGUCACCGACACUACUGCCCUCGUCGCCCCAGACCCAACCACCAUCAACGCGCUCGCUGCAUGGCGCAUCAAAGGCGCGGUCCCUACGGGGACUGCUGCAUUAUCGAACAGCGAUAUGUUCAAGAGCCCCGCGUGCUUCACUAAACCAAAAGCGAAACGAUGGGAUCACAUUAUCUCCAACGAAGCUAAAGCUCGUAAGCCCUCAACACUUAAAGGCGCCGCCGAGUAUCUCAAGAGGCCCGGAAUGAUUUCGUUGGGCGGUGGCCUGCCGUCGAGUGAGAAUUUUCCAUUCGAAGAGAUUAGCAUGAAGAUUCCUAGUCCACCAGGCUUUUCAGAAGAGGAGACUAGGGUUUCUGGCAGGACGGUGACGGCACACAAACAUGAUAUUCGAGAGGGAAGGAGCUUGUUUGAUUUGGAAGUUGCACUUAAUUACGGCCAAGCGACGGGCUUUGCUCAAUUGCUGCGCUUCGUCACAGAACACACAGAGAUUGUGCACACUCCCCCAUAUGCCGAUUGGCAGUGUUGUCUGACUGUGGGAAGCACAUACUCGUGGGAUUCCGCCUUGAGAGUGCUAUGCGAGCGGGGAGAUUAUAUACUUACCGAGGAAUAUUCUUUCGCCAGUGCAUUGGAGACAGCUCAGCCACUGGGCAUCCGAGCCGCAGCAGUGGGAAUGGACGAACAAGGGCUUCGCGCUGACGCCUUGGAUGAAGUUCUCACUAACUGGGACUCAAAAGCCCGGGGCGCUCGCAAGCCUCAUCUUCUCUAUACCGUCCCUUCCGGGCAGAACCCGACGGGAGCAACGCAAAGCGCUCAUCGACGCGCUGAGGUAUAUAAGGUUUGCCAGAAACAUGACGUUUACAUCGUGGAGGACGAGCCGUAUUAUUUCCUGCAAAUGCAACCUUAUAAGGCUGGAGUGCCACCUCCAUCUAGCCGUGAUGAGUUUCUCAAGAUCCUGUUACCUUCAUUUCUCAAACUUGACGUUGACGGACGAGUCUUGCGAUUGGACUCGUUCUCCAAAGUCCUUGCUCCCGGGUCGCGGGUGAGUUGGAUUGUUGCAUCAGAGCAGCUGGUCGAGCGGUUCACCCGCCAUUUUGAAUGCUCUGUGCAGAACGCGAGCGGAGUGGCACAGAUUGCACUCUUCAAGCUCCUUGACGAAGAAUGGGGCCACGCUGGAUAUCUCGACUGGCUGAUCCACCUGCGUCUCUCGUACACGCGUCGUCGAGACGAUAUGCUCCAUGCAUGCGAGCAAUACCUGCCCAAGGAAGUCACCAGCUGGGUGGCGCCCACAGCGGGCAUGUUUCAUUGGAUCGAAGUUGCGUGGCGGAAACACCCCGGGUUUGCGAAGGGAUUGUCGCACGCCGAAAUCGAGGAGUCCAUAUUCAAGGCGUCUAUCGACCGGGGCUCGCUCCUCUGCCAGGGAAGCUGGUUCCGUGCGGAUACGAACAUUCCAGAGGACAAGAUGUUCUUCCGGGCAACGUAUGCAGCAGCCCCAGCGAACAAGAUUCAAGAGGCGAUCAAGAGGUUUUCGGAUGCGCUACGGGCGGAGUUUGCACUGUAAACCCGAUUGACAUGAGCAUUAUACCCUUCGUUUUGGCUUUGAUCGUAGGGGAGCCACGAUGAACAGAAUGGUCGACUGCAGUGCGGAGUUCUCUGGUGGUAGAACUGCUUGUAUAUAGGACACACAGGAUAAUCAAUUGAUAUAUUGCCAUCGUCUUGAUUGUAUUGAGCAUCUUGCCUUGACAGCAAACGGCUGAGCUGACCGCCCGGCAGAAAGGCGGGAUAAUUUCCGGGUGUCUUGGCAGGG
Molecule: messenger RNA, 2033 nt
Organism: Talaromyces proteolyticus
Lineage: Eukaryota; Fungi; Ascomycota; Eurotiomycetes; Eurotiales; Trichocomaceae
Product: putative aromatic aminotransferase Aro8
Exons: 4
Coding region: 195-1787 (530 amino acids)
Biological process (GO): aromatic amino acid catabolic process; L-tyrosine biosynthetic process
Molecular function (GO): aromatic-amino-acid:2-oxoglutarate transaminase activity; pyridoxal phosphate binding; L-2-aminoadipate:2-oxoglutarate transaminase activity
Source: RefSeq, a predicted model, not a curated record